This is a messenger RNA of Oncorhynchus kisutch (coho salmon), 3267 nucleotides long. RefSeq names its product methyl-CpG-binding protein 2. The transcript is spliced from 3 exons. Gene Ontology annotation, cellular component: nucleus; heterochromatin. Lineage: Eukaryota; Metazoa; Chordata; Actinopteri; Salmoniformes; Salmonidae. Gene Ontology annotation, molecular function: methyl-CpG binding; double-stranded methylated DNA binding; chromatin binding. Bases 61 to 2415 code for a protein of 784 amino acids. Gene Ontology annotation, biological process: negative regulation of transcription by RNA polymerase II. The record is from RefSeq and is a predicted model, not a curated record.
GGUGAGAGGUACCCAUGAGAUGUUUUGAGAAUUUUUAUACAAUUAUUUAUUUAAAUAAAAAUGGCCGCCGUAGAGAGCGGAGACGAGAGACUCAGUGAGGAGAAGAGUGAAGAUGCCAACCAGAAUCAGAGCUCCAACGACAAGGACCCUAAGACACACAGCAAGCCAAAGAAGGUGAGGUGGGAGCGGAGGGAUAUGGAGAAGGAGAGGCUGGAGUCUUCAUCCACCACCACUAUGUCCUCCCCUCCUCAUCCUCCAGUCCAGCAGCCCAGUGCGCAGCUGGCUGAGGCGGGGCCCUCGGUGCCCAUGGUUACUGCAGUUGGUGAGGCCUCGGGUCUCUCUGAGUCCCCUGCUUCGCCCAAACAGAGGAGGUCCAUAAUCAGGGACCAAGGUCCGCUCUACGACGACCCCUCUCUGCCCCAGGGCUGGACACGUAAACUCAAACAACGCAAGUCUGGGCGGUCCGCUGGGAAGUUUGACGUCUACUUGAUGAACCCAGAGGGGAAAGCCUUCCGUUCCAAGGUGGAGCUGAUUGCCUUCUUCCAGAAGGUAGGAGACACCGCCACCGACCCCAACGACUUCGACUUCACCGUGACAGGGCGUGGCAGUCCCUCCCGCCGCGAGAAGAGACCCCCAAAGAAACCCAAGGUGAUGAAACCGUCAGGGAGGGGCCGGGGUCGGCCGAAGGGGAGUGGGAAGUUACGGCCGGCCAUGGAGGGCGUGGCAAUGAAGCGUGUGGUGGAGAAGAGUCCUGGGAGGCUCUUGGUCAAAAUGCCUUUCAGCGCAUCCAAGGCAUCUGAAGUGGCGGGGCAGCCGCCAUCGCAGGUCGUAGUCGCCAAGAUGCGCCCGGCGCGGAAAAGGAAGUCGGACACACAACCGCAGACUGCUCCGAAAAAGCGGGGGCGUAAGCCAGGGUUGGUGUCAGCGGCAGUUGGGGCGGCGGGUUCCAGUACUUCCUCCUACGCAGCGGCUGCUAUCCUCGCCGCAGAAGCCAAAAGGAAAGCUCAGAAGGAGUCUUCCACUAAGCCGGUGCAGCAGACCGCUCUGCCCAUCAAGAAACGCAAGACCAGAGAAACUGUUGAGGAGUUGAGAGACAUUCCAGCUAUAGCCAGGGCAGGGAUAGGGACAGGGAGUGCUGUGGUGGUGGCAGCAGCAGAGAGGACAGACCAGGGACAGAAGGAUCAGGGACAGAAGCUGCCAAAGAGUCCAGGGAGGAAGCACAAGGACAGUCCCGUGACUGCCGGGUUGACCGCAGAGGACAGUGGUGGGUCCAGCGUUUGGUCCAGUAGUGGGGCCAGUGGAGGAGGCAGCAGCAGUAGCGUCACUACCCCAAAGAGUCACAGCCACAAGAGAAAAGAACGUACGCCGCACAAACACCUUCAUCACCACCACCACCACCACCGUCGCCACAGUCACUCCUCUGUAGUGGAGGAUCCUCCUCCCCCACCCGCCCAGCGGCCCCCCCACCACCACCGUCGCCACAGUCACUCCUCUGUAGUGGAGGAUCCUCCUCCCCCACCCUUCCUGCGGCCCCCUCACCAUCACUUCCCCGGCUUGACUAUGAGCCUGGUCUCCCAUACAGCCAGGGCCUCGGUGGGGCCAGGGGCCCUCCUGCAGAAUAAGCCCCAGGACCUGAGCACCUUCAGGGGCCCCUGCCGGGCCAGCACCACCACGGCCAGAGGAAAGAGAGAGGAGGUCAGGGAGGUCAGACAGGACAGGUGUCCAAAGCCUCCGGCAGCUGCAGUGGUGGGAAUGGGUGACACCAGGGCCAACAAGCAUCAAGUGGACGUGGCAGCAGGGACGGUGGAAGGGAGGGAUUUGAGAGACAUUGUAUCCUGCUUAGUCGUCCCCAGACCUAGCAGGGAGGAGACGGUCUCAGUCGUACCCAGACCUAGCAGGGAGGAGACGGUCUCAGUCGUACCCAGACCUAGCAGGGAGGAGACGGUCUCAGUCGUACCCAGACCUAGCAGGGAGGAGACGGUCUCAGUCAUACCCAGACCUAGCCGGGAGGAGACGGUCUCAGUCGUACCCAGACCUAGCCGGGAGGAGACGGUCUCAGUCGUACCCAGACCUAGCAGGGAGGAGACGGUCUCAGUCGUACCCAGACCUAGCAGGGAGGAGACUGUCUCAGUCGUACCCAGACCUAGCAGGGAGGAGACGGUCUCAGUCGUACCCAGACCUAGCAGGGAGGAGACGGUCUCAGUCGUACCCAGACCUAGCAGGGAGGAGACGGUCUCAGUCGUACCCAGACCUAGCCGGGAGGAGACGGUCUCAGCCGUACCCAGACCUAGCCGGGAGGAGACUGUCUCAGUCGUACCCAGACCUAGCAGGGAGGAGACGGUCUCAGUCGUACCCAGACCUAGCCGGGAGGAGACGGUCGAGUCUCGGACGCCGAUCACUGAAAGGGUUAGUUGACUGCAUUGCAGGACCCAUGUCUGUAAGGAGAGAGGAGACGUUUAGCAGUGGAUUUUAUAAGAAAACAAACAAACAGACAAUGUGUACAUAAAAACAAAAGGCAGCUGUUGGUUGAUGUUGUUUCUGUGGGAUGGGCUGUUUAUUGACAAACAAAUAACGCAGCUUAAUGAACAACCCACAACAGAUUGCUUCCUGAUACAUUUUUACUUUUUUUUUGUUUUUGUUUUUGUUGUCAUUGUUUUGUUCUUUGUUUCUGCUUUAAACCUGUUAGUCAUCCACUGCGACCCAUGAUCCUUUGCUCAAAGCUUACAGGACGUGGAGGACCUACACUUCCUGUAUACAUCAUCAGCCGGAAACUAUGGAAUCCAUGGUUUAAGAUAUCAUUGUGAAAAUGGGACUGAAACAGGGUUGGAUUUGCCUAAAGCCAAGGCACAUGUCCUGUCUGGCCCUUUAUAAGUGACUUGUCAAUGUUGUUGGUCUGUGCUCCGUGGAUAGAGGCCUCGCAAUAUACAUAUGUCAUGCACGCUUCAACUGCUUCUGUUGUAGCAUCCUCUUACUACCGCAGUACGCUCAGGAUGAGUCCAAAAUGGCACCCGAUUCCCCAUUUUAAUGCACAACUUAUAGGGUCCUGGUCAAACAGUGUGCACUGUGUAGGGAAUCGGGUGCCAUUUUGGAUGAAGCCUCGGUUUUCAGUCCACUCUCUACAGUCCAGGCCUAUUCAUUUAGGUGACAUAUGUUUUCCUCAACCUAUAUUAUGUCAAUGCGUCCCAAAUGGUACCCUAUUCCCUAUGUAGUGCACUACUUUAGACCAGGACCCCUAAAAGUAGUGCACUACUUUAGACCAGGACCCCU